AUGCUGGCCAAGGCGAUUCCGGAGUCGCCAAACCAUGUAUCGGAUAAGGGCUAUGAGCUCCUUUGCAGCUACAGCUUCAAGUCGUACACCAAUACCCCUACGAUCUACGUUCCUGGUACUCCGCCGAUGUUUAUAAAGCCGCCCGCCCCGUUAAAACUGGAGCCGGACACAGGACGCUAUUACAUCGAUCAACAUGUAGCCAAGGUACCGCUAUCUCAAUUCGAGCCACUCUUCCAGGCUCUUACUGUUAUGAAGCCAAGCAAACGUUUCCACGACGUUGACGUCAUUGUCGCUCGCGGAUCAAUGACUACGCUCAUUACGUACGUCAAGGACGUAUCAUACCAGCCGUUCGCACUGACCCUACACGUCGUUGGUAACACUCUGAUUGUCGGCCGACGGCUUCGAUCUGGUAUGGCUGGCUCUACCAAUGGAUCGUACGGGCGAAACUUGGAGGCUGCCUGGACGACGCAACUGGAAUCAGAUCUUCAAGAUGCGGAAGGACAUCAUCACGCACUACAAUACGACUUCGGCGGGCUCAAGAUCGUAGUCAGGGCAGAGACGGACGCAUAUAUGCCUCAUAGUCAGCCUUCCCGAGAUGAGAUUCGAGAGUCGUUAGCAGAUGCUGCAUCACGUCGCGAGCCCGAAUUCGCAAACACUACCAUCCGACACAACAGCUCAGACUUGACUAUUGUACUCCUGGCAGGAACGUCCGUCCCUCACAGCCGGACAAUGGAACUAAAGAGCAACAACAAGAGCAAGCCCCUCGAUCAAGUCUGGGUCGGUAGAACUUCGCGGUGGUCUCUUGGAUUAAACAAGGAUGGUGUAUUUUCUUCGACUGAGAAGAUUUUCACUCCAGAGGAGAUGAGGAAGAACUACGAGGAUGACGGCAAGCGACAAGCAGCUCUUCGUAAGCUUGUAUGGUUAUUGGAGGAGUUGAAGACGACGGUCAAGAAGAACACAAGCAACGGGUCUGCUGUGCUCCUCUGCCUGGGAAAGGGCGAAGAGCUGGUAGUACGUCCAAUGAAGAAGCACUUGCCUGCGCUUCCUGAUGCGAUUGUGCAGCGUUUCUGGAGCUUGCCUGAUCAGGACGAGAUGCAGGAGUAG
Molecule: messenger RNA, 1104 nt
Organism: Alternaria rosae
Lineage: Eukaryota; Fungi; Ascomycota; Dothideomycetes; Pleosporales; Pleosporaceae
Exons: 1
Coding region: 1-1104 (367 amino acids)
Source: RefSeq, a predicted model, not a curated record